AAAUAUAUUUAAGAUAUUUCUACGCUUGGAGGAGUUAUCUUUUCUUUUUGUGCAAUCCGCGCCACGAUGCUGCAACCAAUUUUACACCAGCUGAAUUCUACCAGAAUAGUCCUUGCAAGUAGUUCCCCGAGGAGAAAACAGAUUCUGGGAAAUAUUAAUCUGAAAUUUGAUACAGCAAAGUCAAACUUUGAAGAAAACUUGGACAAGUCAUCUUUUUCAAGUCCAAUAGAAUAUGUCCGUGAAACUGCCAGACAGAAGAUACUAGAAGUAGCUCAAAGGUUGUAUCAAGAAGAGCCACCACCAGAGUUGAUAAUUGGAGCUGACACAAUAGUAACAGAUGGAAAGAAUAUUUUUGAAAAGCCAAGCAGCAAAGACCAUGCAAUUCAAAUGAUAACAAGUUUCAGUGGAAAAAGUCACAAGGUUUUAACUUGUGUAGUGUUGGUUACACCUAAAUCUUCAAAAACAUUCAAAGGCAGAGAUACAUUAAAUGACCAACUCGAUAUCACACAGUUUGAGGAAAUAUCUGAAGUCUUCAUGCCAGAAUUACCCAAAGAAGUCAUCAAAUCUUAUGUUGACACUGGAGAAUCAAUGGACAAAGCUGGUGGAUAUGGGAUUCAAGCCAUUGGUGGGAGUUUAAUCAGUGGGAUUCGUGGUGACUACUUCAAUGUUAUGGGAUUUCCUCUUCACAAAUUUUGUGUGGAACUAAGAAAUAUAUACAAAAUGUAGCUAUUUUUAUGUUGUGUAGAUAUUAUUACAUUUAAUUGUAAAUUGAUUAUUUUUAUACUAUAUGCACACAUACAUGUAUAUGUCUACUCCACUUUUAAUGAAAUAAUUUGAUGGAUCACUAAUUUACUUACCAAUACAUGUACCGGUAAUAAAUCAUAAUAUGUGCUUUGUAAUAAAACAGUAUCUCAAGUCAUA
Molecule: messenger RNA, 921 nt
Organism: Magallana angulata
Lineage: Eukaryota; Metazoa; Mollusca; Bivalvia; Ostreida; Ostreidae
Product: probable bifunctional dTTP/UTP pyrophosphatase/methyltransferase protein
Exons: 6
Coding region: 67-726 (219 amino acids)
Molecular function (GO): nucleoside triphosphate diphosphatase activity
Source: RefSeq, a predicted model, not a curated record